Messenger RNA from Mucor mucedo, 762 nucleotides. RefSeq lists its product as uncharacterized. The record is from RefSeq and is a predicted model, not a curated record. The transcript has 7 exons. NCBI's taxonomy places the organism in Eukaryota, Fungi, Mucoromycota, Mucoromycetes, Mucorales, Mucoraceae. The coding region runs from base 1 to 762 and encodes 253 amino acids.
AUGUCUGAUAUGAAUAUUGCACUCACCGAUUCUGUUCGUAAAAUCGAACUUGACAUUACCGAGAUCAAUCAAAUUCUAGCUGCGCUGUCUGAUCAGUUCAAAAAUCAAUUUGCACGAAACAUCACGGAUGAAGAUGUAAAUACGAUACAAAAAAGUAUCGUCGAACAAAGUGCUCGUGAUCGAAUCACCGAGUCGGUAAAAAGAUCCCAAGUGAUUGAAUAUCCUGAUCAGCUUGGUAAACGAACGAUUGACCCAAAUUCUGAAGAGUUUAAAGGAAAGAAGAUCUCUGAUAGACUAAAUGAACUGCUGCAACGUUUACACACAAAAGACUGGCAGUUAUUUUGCAAGGAUAUUCCCGAUGAGCAACAAAAGCCACCUCCAUUGAAGUCACUGGCACAAUCGUUGAAGCAUGAUUUGAUUGACCUGGACCAACCUGACGUGUUAAAAAACUCGAAGGAUAAGCCGGCAAAUGAUAGGGAUUUUUACAUGUUGCGCCAGGAAAAGCUUGCGAAUGACAAGGGAUUCAAAAUAUACCAGUAUUCCGAUUGUUCAAACUCUAUCAAUAACGCUUUUGAGAAUAUGGGUCGCGAUGAGUCCCCCAUCAUAGCUGACGUACUCCUUCAAAUAACGAUGGUAAGGGUAUAUAGCACCUUCAAAAUAACGGAAAGUGUGAACAAAAAUGCUGGAAUUGGACUGUUAAGAGAGUCAAAGAAUAUCAUAACUGCCACUUUUACAAGCCAGGAAAAUGGAAGCUGUGAAUGA